Molecule: messenger RNA, 1544 nt
Organism: Mastomys coucha (southern multimammate mouse)
Lineage: Eukaryota; Metazoa; Chordata; Mammalia; Rodentia; Muridae
Gene: Asb11
Product: ankyrin repeat and SOCS box containing 11
Exons: 7
Coding region: 86-1129 (347 amino acids)
Biological process (GO): intracellular signal transduction; positive regulation of protein catabolic process; protein ubiquitination
Molecular function (GO): protein binding
Source: RefSeq, a predicted model, not a curated record
CAGUCACCACAUCAGAGUUAGAUUAGAACCUACAGACAGAGUUCUUGGUAACAAGAGCACUGUGUGCUAGGAGGGUUUAAAAUAGAUGUCAUAUGAUGCCAAUUAUAACUCCGUAAAAAUUUGCAGCCGUAGGAACCUAUGCCGAGAAGAAGCCAAAAUGGAAGAUGGUCCUGCUUUCUAUGGCUUUAAAAACAUUUUUCUUACAAUGUUUGCAACGUUUUUUUUCUUCAAGCUUUUAAUUAAAGUGCUCUUGGCUCUCCUAACCCAUUUCUAUAUCGUCAAAGGAAACAGGAAAGAGGCAGCUAGGAUAGCAGAGGAGAUCUAUGGUGGACUGUCAGACUGCUGGGCUGAUCGAUCCCCACUCCAUGAGGCCGCAGCCCAGGGACGCUUACUGGCUCUUAAAACUUUAAUUGCACAAGGCAUCAAUGUGAAUCUUGUAACAAUCAACCGGGUCUCCUCUCUCCAUGAGGCAUGCCUUGGGGGUCAUGUGGCCUGUGCUAAGGCCUUAUUGGAAAAUGGUGCACAUGUCAAUGCACUGACUGUUCAUGGGACCACUCCCCUCUUCAAUGCUUGCUGCAGUGGCAGUGCUGCGUGUGUCAAUGUGCUGUUGGAGUUUGGAGCCAAGGCCCAACUUGAGGUCUACCUGGCUUCACCUAUCCAUGAAGCAGUGAAGCGAGGUCACAGAGAGUGCAUGGAGAUUCUGCUGGCAAAUAAUGUUAACAUUGAGCAAGAGAUUCCUCACCUGGGAACGCCUCUGUAUGUGGCCUGCACAUACCAGAAAGUUGAUUGUGUGAAGAAGCUUCUAGAACUAGGAGCCAGUGUUGACCAUGGUCGGUGGCUGGAUACUCCACUGCAUGCUGCAGCGAGGCAGUCCAGUGUGGAGGUCAUCAAUCUGCUCACUGAGUAUGGGGCUAACCUGAAACUCAGAAACUCACAGGGCAAACGUGCUCUUGAGCUUGCUACUCCCAAAAGUGAUGUGGAGCAGGCUCUCCUGCUCCAUGAAGGUCCACCUGCUCUUUCUCAGCUCUGCCGCCUGUGUGUCCGAAAGUGCUUGGGCCGCUCGUGUCAUCAAGCCAUCUACGCACUAGGUCUGCCGGAACCCCUGGAAAAAUUCCUCUUAUACCAAUAGUUGGAAACAUGUAGGUUGUUGCCUGCUGUAGGGCACUUAGUAUACACAUUCAGUGGCUUGAUGCACUGUCCUAAAAAUCUCCUCACCCAAUUAGAGUAAAGCUUCCAGAAAUCCAGACACUCAUGCUGAACAAGCUCCUGGUUAGUUUUAAUCAUUGCCAAGAGGUAACCAGAAACCUUUUCGUUUUUAACUCUUGUUAAUCAAUUUAAAAUGAAACUGAAAGAGAGAGAAAAUAAUAGUCUACUUUUGGAUGACUCAGGACCCUUCAGUACCUGGGGUCAGCAUUCUGAAUACUGAUUAGACACAGGCAGAUAAGAUUAAAUUAAACUACUUGAGAAACCUUCUGGAUUCAGUCCUUCUCCAAUAUAUUUUGUUCAUUUGUUGUUUUCCUAAAACAAAUUUCUGCAGUGAUUUU